CUAAGUGAAUGUAUAGUAUAUAUACUCCUAGCUUGUGUUCUCAAUGGUUGGUACAUGAGAUAACGAAACACAUAGCCACUAUUUAUAAACUACUAGACCAAGAGAAAGGAAAGUUCUAGGAAAGUUGUACACGAAUCUAAGCCCAAAUUUAGCUUGAAAUUCCAAAUCAUAUUUACAACUCCAGUGUAUAAUACAACUAAAAAAAUUCGAAAUAGCCAUUUUUGAUUCCCCAACAAACUUUCCAAAAUACCCAUUUGUUAUGCCACACUUUUUCAUAAAACCCUUGAUUUCUAAACCAGUAAGCCACCUGCAGUGUGUAUUAAAGAAUCGAAUCACACAAUAGUCACACUAGGCAUAGCCUGAUUUUGUUACAGAAAUCAAAGACAGAUCCUCAAAAUGGAUCCUGGGACAUCCUCUUGUUUUCCCAGCACAGCAGAGCCAGAGGGCAUGAUAGAGCCACCAAGCCAGUUGUAUCAUGAUGUAAUGGAGGCUAGCUUUGGCGGUGGCGUAACGGGGUCCGAGGCCCAGUUGAGGUCCAUCAUCUGUAGCCUUUCCAUAUUAAAGCAGAAAGUUCUUGAGGUUGAGUCAUUGCUAAGCAUCUUGAUGUCCCAACAAAGCCAUCAUAAUGCUCAGCCAUCGACGACUCUAUCGACAUCGUCUAUACCCUAUGCAAGCCUCGGCACAUUGAUCCAAGAAGUUGUUGUGACUGCAUCUUCUAUGAUGUUCAACAGCCAACAAAUGAACAUUAGUUCGUCGCAAACAGGUCAUACUAGCAAUAGUAGCAGCCAUCCGCAGGCAGAGCAGCAGAGACCGCCUGAUGAUGGACUAUCUCAAUUUAUUGGUACCGUGGUUUGUAAGAAUAAUGCUAAUCAACUGUAUUUGGAUGGAGAAAGCUUCUACAAUUGGUACAACAAUGAUAUUUCAACAGGCAACAACAAUUACAUCAAUCCGAGAGCAGACGAUUCUUCAAGAACAACUACAACCAUAAUACCAACCGUGAAAGCAGAGAGAUCGAAUAAUGCCAAGGCUCAAACAAGCAAUAAAAUGGCCUUAAAUAGGAAGUUGUUGUCCGAGGCUUACGAUCUUGUAGAGCCAGAUGCAGAGGAUCUGCUAGCAAAAUACACCCACUAUUGCCAAGUAUGCGGCAAAGGGUUCAAGCGAGAUGCCAACCUUAGAAUGCAUAUGCGAGCGCAUGGAGACGAGUACAAGUCAAGUGCAGCCCUCAGCAACCCCUUGAAGAAGGAUACCGUAGAUCAAAACAACGCAACGAAACCACCGAGGAAGUACUCGUGCCCGCACCAAGGGUGCAGGUGGAAUAAGAACCAUGUGAAAUUUCAACCACUAAAAUCGAUAAUUUGUGUGAAGAACCAUUACAAGAGAAGUCAUUGCCCAAAAAUGUAUGUGUGCAAGAGGUGUACUAGGAAAGAAUUUUCUGUGCUAUCGGAUUUGAGGACGCACGAGAAGCACUGUGGUGAUCGGAGAUGGCAGUGCUCAUGUGGCACCAAUUUCUCUAGGAAGGAUAAACUCAUGGGCCAUGUCGCGUUGUUCGUUGGUCAUAGCCCUGUUAUUAGUCCUUUUAGUAAUGGUGAUAACAAGCUUGAUAAUCAUGGAGAACUCCAGAUUCAGUUUGAAGACAGGUGAUAAGAAAGAUGCGCGCGAUUUCUUCUCCCAUCUUGGGCAUACUUUAGAAGAUUUAAAAAAAAUGGACACUUGAUUGUUAGGUGUGCUUUGAGUAUGAAAUGUAUAAACUCCCAUGGAAUGAUAUGAAUUAAAUUCUUCUCUGGCAUAUAUGUGAUAUAUACAAGCUGAGUUUGAAUCAAAGAAAUUAGAAGUUUGACUUUUUCUU
Molecule: messenger RNA, 1846 nt
Organism: Beta vulgaris subsp. vulgaris (sugar beet)
Lineage: Eukaryota; Viridiplantae; Streptophyta; Magnoliopsida; Caryophyllales; Amaranthaceae
Product: protein SENSITIVE TO PROTON RHIZOTOXICITY 2
Exons: 1
Coding region: 397-1641 (414 amino acids)
Biological process (GO): response to acidic pH; response to aluminum ion
Source: RefSeq, a predicted model, not a curated record